AGUGGAAAAGUAAAAUUGGAUAUACCCGUGAAUCGUCAAUACUAUUUAUUCGUUUUCUGAUUAAAUUGGAAUCCGUCAUGCAAAAUACAACAAAACCAUGUAGAGUGGCCCGCUCGGAGGAAGCAAUUAAUGAGUGCUUGCAAGAAAUCAGAAACGGUGUGGCAAUUAAAACAGCAUGUCGCCGGUUCGGUAUUCCCAGAUCGACGAUCAAGUUUCGGCUGAGUAAUCAAUACAAACACCAAUUAAGACCUGGAGCUGCUCCAGCACUUGAUCAUGCCGACGAACUUGAGCUUGUUGAAUGGGUGAAGAAAAUGGCUCGAAAGGGAUACCCUGUCACUAAAUACCGUAUUAUGAAUCGUGUGACUCUCUAUCUUAAAGAGCAUCCGGAGAAAAAUCGAUUUAAGAAAGGAAAGCCAAGUGACCAAUGGUUUCGCUCUUUUUUGAACCGUCACAGAUCUGAACUGUCUGUACGGAAACCGGAAAGCGUUGCAAAAGCCAGUGCGAACGUAACCGAAUCCGACAUUAGGAAGUGGUUUAAGGAGGUUUCCGGAAUUCUUCAUGAAGAAGAGAUAAACGACAUUCUUUCAGAUCCAAGAAGAAUCCUCAACGGUGAUGAAGCUUGCUUUUACUUGGAUCCGAGCAUUGAUAAAGUCCUCGCUAGACGAGGUGAGCGGAAUGUCUACAAAAUUGACCAUGGACCAGCCAAGAAAAACAUUACUGUUAUGUUUACAUGCUCUGCUGAUGGUGUUAUGUUUCCUCCCAUGGUGGUGUUGCCGUACAAAAAGAUUCCUUUGGAAGUUACCAAAAGUGUGCCAGCCGAAUGGGGAUUAGGUAAAACAGAUAGCGGAUGGAUGAAUAAGGAAUGUUUUUGACGUAGGACUACGUCUUACGGCAAGUUUUGAGAUAGGGUGUCAUUCCAAAAAAUCGAAAAAUGCGAGCGUCACGAAAAAUGAAAGGUUUUGAGCGCUAAUAGCUCAGCGGUUUUCCAAUCGAUUUUCAAUAUUCUUACACCGAUCGAUUGGAAAAUCUUCUAAGAAUUGGCCCAAAUGAAGAAAAGUAUGGAUUCUUGAUGUUGAACUAUUGAAAAAUUGAAAAUAAUGAACCUAUGUUUUACCAGAAUUCUCGCUUCGUGAUUGGUUGGAAGAUUCUUUAGGAUGAUCUAAACCUAUACCAAUUUGAUAUCUGUGCUUGGGAAGUAAGCCAAAACAAGUGACAAAGUCUCCUCAUUUCAAUAAGAUUUCUUAACACCGCGGUUAAACUUAGACCAUUUUGAUGUCCUUGCUUCCCAGUAAACCAUUUGGUUUGUAUAUCUCGAUUGCAACUGAGGUAUACGAAAUCAUAUCUGAACGAAAAAGUUAUAUUUCACGCCAUAUAAGAGCAUGUAUGUACCAAAGUGGAGGCGAUAUACGUGCGAAAAUUUUGACAACUAUUUGUAAUUCUAUUUUGCGCAGUUUUUAUAACACUCAACU
Molecule: messenger RNA, 1469 nt
Organism: Sabethes cyaneus
Lineage: Eukaryota; Metazoa; Arthropoda; Insecta; Diptera; Culicidae
Exons: 3
Coding region: 78-872 (264 amino acids)
Cellular component (GO): nucleus
Molecular function (GO): DNA binding
Source: RefSeq, a predicted model, not a curated record